This is a messenger RNA of Capsaspora owczarzaki ATCC 30864, 3770 nucleotides long. RefSeq lists its product as hypothetical. Lineage: Eukaryota; Filasterea; Ministeriida; Capsasporidae. The record is from RefSeq and is a predicted model, not a curated record. Bases 34 to 3684 code for a protein of 1216 amino acids. The transcript is spliced from 4 exons. Gene Ontology annotation, molecular function: ubiquitin conjugating enzyme activity.
ACAAACCUUUCGUUCUCUUUUUUGCAGGCCAAAAUGGCUGGGAACAGCACAGCUUGUGUUUUGGACGCGGACAGCAGCUCGGACGCCCUGCUCAUCGACCCGGAGACCAGCACCAGGAUGUCACGCAGCUCAAGCAUCACAUGCGUUGCGAUGGACACGUCUGCGGACGGACGCGUGCUGCCCGUUCUCGGCAGUAGCGUGCGAAUCACCCGCAGCAGAAGCAGCUCUCGCGCUGGAACGGCGCCAGGCAGCCCCGCCACCGCCUCGUCGUCGAACCCUGUGCUCGUCGUCGAUGGCAGCGGCGAUGUUGAAGUCCAUGGAGCCGCGAGCGUCGUGAUGACCAGCAAGCGCACACGGAGCCACGACCUCAACGAUGAGGACGAUGCGGAGGAGCGAAAUUUCCCGCGCAAAAUCGUGGUGCUGAGCAGAGCCGCGACCGAGCCGACCCUCCCCGAAGAAGAAGAGAUCAACGAGGUCUUGUCGCAGGGUGAACCCCAACCUCAUCCUCAGCCACGGUCUCAGCACAAGAAGGGCGCGGAGGACACCGACGACGACGAUGUCGUGAUCCUUGCCGUCUCCAAGACUGCUGCUGCCCCGUCGAGUUUGCUGGGCUUGCGUGCGAGCUCAACCAUUGUGGCAAACGAUGACGACGAGCCGUGUGUUCUGCUGGACGAGGUCAACGCGAGUGCUGCGACGUUUGCCGAUGGAACCACCCGAUGCGCGGGUUGCAAAACCGGGGUGAGCUCUGAAGGGGUUUACGUUCUGGACGUCUGCUUGCAUCGGCUGUGUCCGCGUUGCGUGGACUCGACUGUGACCACGCACAUUCUGCCUUCCGAGCUCGGCUUGGUCGUGUGCCCUGUCGCAAGGUGCGGCAAGUACCUGUCUUCCCGCGACAUGAGUCGCAUGCUCCAUCACCACUUUGCUGGCAGCAGCAGCGUCGCUGAGUCGCCCAGAACUCGUGGAAGGCGCAAUGCCGCGGCCAAAGCUGCUGUUGCUGCUGCUGCUGCUGCUAGCGGCACCCUGCCCUCCCUGACCAAAGCAGCAACGACAGAGCUGCAGACUGCUGACGACGCCUUCACCCAGCUGCGCGCCAAGUGGCUGGGUCGCUUCAUGCAAACCAUCUAUUCUCCGCCGACCCCGGCCAUGCUCGGCCUUGCAUCCACCAGCGCUGCAAACGUCCAGCCCGACAAGAGCGACCGCAAGAGCACGUAUGCGAUUGCGGGCAGCAGCCUUCAUGCCAUAGCGGCGUGUCUGAAGCCGAUCGCCCCGCAGUGCCCGACCUGCCAGCAGUCUGUGACCCUGUACGAGUAUCCCCAAACGACCAAUGCUACAAUGUUGGAUGCACCGAUCGGUCGCAUGCACCACACUUGCGCUGCGUGCAACACCAACCUCUGCAUUGGGUGUCUGGCUGUCUUGCCAACUCGCCAGCGCGCACCUCAGGCUCACCACUGCCCUGCCGUGUUUGCCGUCAUGCUAGCUCGCCAGCUGGCCUUGGUUGAGGCGAUCCUUUACCGUCCAGAGCAAAAGCCGCAAGCCACCAUCGGCGCCAGCCAGCAGCCGCCGCCCAUGCAGUCCGUUCCGAGCGAAGCAGCAGAUCGAGGCCGAGGUCGAGGUCGAGGUCGGGGUCGCGGUCGGGGACGAGGUCAGCACCUGUCGAAUGUGUCGCAGCCAAUAGGCUCGCGGGGAACGGGAUAUGCCGGAAACGAGCAGUACGCCACGUAUUCGACAACGGCCAGCAGUCUCGUUUCGUCGUGGAAGGAAGACUCGCAGCUGGCGCGAGUUUUAGUCGACAUCACUCGCCUUCUUGAAAGGCUGGACACGACCUAUGGUGCAGGAUGGUUGGGUGCGUCUGCGCCUAGUAGCGCACAUCCCGAUGCGGACAUUCUGGAAGGCGUAGCUGCAUCUCCCGCCAUGUUCACCCACCCCAUCCCGCCGUUCCUGCUGCCGAUGGUACUCCGAUCAGAGUUGACAGAGCUGCUAGUCGCCUUUCUGAGAAACGACAGCAUGAUGGAGCUGGCAGACCGGCGCGAGAUUUGCUACGCCGUUUUCGGGCUGUUGAGUGUGUGCGCAACGCAUCCAGACUUGAUUAGUCUGACCACAAUGAACCUGCAGGGAACCUUGGCCAUGGCUGUUGCGGCCAUUCAACUUGGUGCUGCUCCAGCGCCGGAGCAGCCGCCUGCACUCUUGUCAAAAGUGAGCUCUGGUGGGCGCAGUCCUGCCAAGUCCAAAGGCAACAAUAAUGCAAAGGAAGCAAGCGCAGCAGGCCCGGCAAAAUUCACCCGCAGCGGCACACUCAUCGAGGAUGCUCCCACUGGUGAUGGUCCCGCCAAACUCACGAGUACCGGCACGCUGGUGGACGAGAGCGCCGCGCCGAGUCUCGAGCCACGCCAGUCGGCGCCGGGCGAAUCGAGUACCUGCAUUGCUGCACUGCUCCGCAGCUUUGAGACUCAAGCCAGCUUCUUUUUGCAGUCCACCAGCAAGAUGCAGGACGCUGGCACAGCGGUGGCGGAGAACGACGAGAUGGGCGCGACGUACCGCCUGUGUCUCGAGAUUGUGGGCCUCUGUCGUGAUGUUCAGCAAGCCGUCGAAGUCGCGCGGACUGCUCAAAAGGAGCUUUCAAAGGUGUCAAGCUCGAUGGGGACGACAGAUGAUUCGUCAUCUCAACCUGCUUCGCAACCGCAACAGGACUCGGCAGAUGCCACAGCCGCAGCACGCCCGGCCCCACGGAGCAGCCGAAGCUUGACGACUACUUCUCAAGCGUCGUCGUCGUCAACCCCUGCAUCGUCGUCGUCCUCCUCCUCCUCGGCCGCUCCAGUCAGUGCCGCGUCUGCAGCUGUUGUUUCUGAGGCUGAUCGCUAUGUGAGCGCCUUGUCCCCGCUCCGGUUUGAAUCGAUUGCAGGCCUGGCUGCGGCGCACACAUACCGCCCUAUGUUUGACAAACCACCACCCAGCGGUGCAUCUCGCACGCGCAUGCCGCGCCUCUUCAAGGAACUCAUGGCACUUUCCACCGCUCUCCCCGUCGCUUGGGCAUCGUCCGUGUUUUUGCGUGUGGACGAUUCGCGCAAUGACGUGCUUCGCGCGUUAAUUAUUGGACCAGAGGGCACUCCAUAUGAGAACGGUCUGUUCUUUUUCGACAUUUGGGUGUCUUGGACCUACCCUCAAGAGCCUCCGCGCGUGCAGUUCCUCACAACGGGCAACGGUACUGUGAGGUUUAAUCCCAACCUGUACAACUGCGGCAAGGUCUGCCUGUCGCUCCUCAACACUUGGGAGGGGCCGAGCUGGACGGCAACGGCGACCCUCCUCCAGGUGCUCGUCUCCAUCCAGUCGCUCGUGUUGGUGCAAGAGCCGUUUUACAACGAGCCAGGGCUGCGGAACAAUGCGGUCGAGUCCAAGCGCUACAACCGAAACCUCUAUCUGGCGACCGCGCGGUGGGGCAUACGCAGUCCGCUCCAGCGCACAUUCAACGGCUUUGAGAGUGUUGUGAAGCGGCACUUUUUCCUAAAGCGCGACGCCAUCAAGAGGCAACUCGACGGAUGGGCGACAGAACUUGCUGCGGCUCUGCCUGUCGCGCGGCAGGACUUUUUCGGGUUUGGCAGAGAUGCGACUGUGGGCGACCUCCGAAGUGAGAUUACGGCCAUUACACCGCUGUUGGACUCGCUGACGAUGUCUGAUGCCGGGUUGUAGAAGCGAAUUGAGGUUUGAAGAUGUGGCGGGGUGUUUUAUUUUUGUCCUGGUUUUGCUUGUGUUAAUAUCAGUUUUGAGAUGAUCGA